This is a messenger RNA of Frankliniella occidentalis (western flower thrips), 523 nucleotides long. RefSeq lists its product as uncharacterized. Lineage: Eukaryota; Metazoa; Arthropoda; Insecta; Thysanoptera; Thripidae. The record is from RefSeq and is a predicted model, not a curated record. The transcript is spliced from 3 exons. Bases 169 to 453 code for a protein of 94 amino acids.
CACGGCGUGCACGGCAGGGGGGGCCUCAAGCCCCGGCCCAGUCCCCGCUCGGCUCUGCUUGGCUCUGCUCCUCGCCGCCGGUCCCGCGUGCAGCGAGUCCGCACCCGCAGAACACCACGCCCCGCCACCGACCGACCGAGCUCGUCGCCGGGGCGCAAGAGCCACACGAUGUCGCGCGCCACCCUCCUGCUGCUCGUGGCGCUGCUCGCGGCCGCACCCGCCGCCCGCGCCUACGACCCGGACGACGCCGGGCUGACGACCAUCCUGCCGCCCGCGGGGCAGUUCGAGGCCUUCUACCCGCGCAAGGCCUUCGGCCAGCCCAACGGCUCGGCGCGCUCGCCGCACGCGCACGGCUCCUACUACGCGCACCGUCACGCCGCCCUCGUGGACGCGCCCAACGCCGCGGCCUACGGCUUCAGAUUUGACGGCAAGCGUCGAUUCAACUACGACUGAUGGCGGGCUGGAGGGUGUCGGCGCAUCAGCAGCGAUGUAAGAGACGAUAAAUAAAUUUUCAAUUGCCUUU